This is a messenger RNA of Penicillium brevicompactum, 1959 nucleotides long. Its product is annotated as type-X family DNA polymerase. The transcript is spliced from 2 exons. Lineage: Eukaryota; Fungi; Ascomycota; Eurotiomycetes; Eurotiales; Aspergillaceae. The record is from RefSeq and is a predicted model, not a curated record. Gene Ontology annotation, cellular component: nucleus. The coding region runs from base 1 to 1959 and encodes 652 amino acids. Gene Ontology annotation, molecular function: DNA-directed DNA polymerase activity; DNA binding. Gene Ontology annotation, biological process: double-strand break repair via nonhomologous end joining.
AUGAUUCCCGAUGCAGGCCUGUCUUCGGGGGACCAGUCAAUCCCUGUCGGCAUAUUCUCGGCCCAACCACCUAUUUUUGUCCUACCAACGCAUUUAUCUCUGGAAAGUUUGGACGAAGUCGAAGGGCGGUUGCUCGAAAAUGGUGGAAAUCUGACUUACGAUAUCUUCGAGGCGGGUUUAAUCAUUGGAAAGGUCAAUCGUGCUAAACGUGCUGCACUGGAGCUUCGAUCGCGCGGCAUCUGGACAGAAGAAUUUAAUCCUGUUUCCGCAUCAACGCCACGGAAAACCUCCGGCACUGCGCAGCCCCCGCCAAACGGAGACGCACUUCACUUUCCAAUGGGAUCAAAAACGUUCCAGUUGAAUACGGAGUCAGAGAGCGAAGAAGAUGGAGUUCGGAGUCGUCACGACCCUGCAAAACAUCUCGUGAAAGAAGCUCCACCUGAUAACUCUGUCACCGUCCUGAAGCUGGAAUGGUUAGAAAAAUCAAUUGAAGCACGGAGAUGCAUCCCAAAGGAUCCCUUCCUGGUUUAUCGUGGAAGGAUAAUUCCUGCGCCUACAACAACCCAAGCUGAGAAAGCUCAAUUCGACCAAAAGUCCAGUCAAAUCAUCCAGCGCGCAAAAAAUGACGCCAGUCAAAUACCACCAAGAGUCUCAAGUCAUAUACAUCCGCGGCAUUCGAAAAAGCCUGACAGCGCUAGUCAACAUCCCAUCCCAACACUUCAUCGAGAGACAACAUCCGAACAGGACGAUAGCGACCCCCCGCCACCCCAACCAGAUUGGGUGCGCAACCAAGUUCUACUCGCGUGUUUGCGCUCCACGCCUUUACAUCCUCCGAACGAAGACUUCAUCGCCCAGCUCAUCAAGAUACGACGCAUUCGCGAGCUCACUCUCGAUCAAAUUGGUGUUCGUGCCUACAGUACUUCGAUCGCCUCUCUGGCCUCCUAUCCGCAUGUGAUCCGCCGUCCGAGCGAGAUCCUCGCUCUGCCUGGAUGUGAUGUCAAAAUCGCGAAUCUCUUCACACAGUAUCAGGAAGAUGGUGGAUGCCGCCAUACUGAUGAUGAUGGAAAUGUUGCUGCUGCGAGUGCCUUGGAUACGGAUCCCAUUCUCCGAGUGUUGAAUUCAUUUUAUGAAAUCUGGGGUGUUGGUGCAAAAACAGCUAGAGACUUUUACUACCAUCGAGGUUGGCGGGAUCUUGAUGAUAUCAUUGAGCAUGGGUGGAGCACUCUAUCGCGUGUGCAACAGAUCGGCGUGAAGUUCUAUGAGGAGUUCCAGCAGGGCAUUUCCCGUGCUGAGACGGAGGAGAUCGCUUCUGUGAUUCGAGACCAUGCGAAUCGCGUUCGUCCAGACUCGGGUGGAGUUGAUUGUAUUAUCGUUGGGGGAUACCGACGUGGAAAAGAGCUCGCAGGGGAUGUAGACGUUAUCAUAACUCAUCGCGAUGAGACUGUCACCCAUAACAUUAUCGUUGAUAUCGCUGCGAGUCUGGAAAAAGAAAAGUAUAUCACCCAUACACUGUCGUUGCAUCUGACGUCCUCGAUGCGGGAACAGCAAACUCUACCGUUUCAUGGCGAUGAUUCGGGAAGAGGCUUUGACACACUGGAUAAAGCACUGGUCGUGUGGCAAGAUCCGAAGUUCGAUCUCAAUACCCAGGGCCACUCUGAAAGCCAUGGAAAGAAUCCAAAUAUCCAUCGUCGUGUUGAUAUCAUCAUCGCCCCGUGGCGCACUGUCGGAUGUGCUGUGCUUGGCUGGUCUGGCGAUACCACCUUCCAGCGGGAUCUGCGAAGGCAUGCAAAGAAAGCCCACUCUUGGAAGUUUGACUCGAGUGGUGUGCGAGAUCAAGGCUCAAGCGGCCAUGUACUUGACCUUGAAUCUGAGGGUGAGACUUGGGAGGAAAGAGAAAAGCUCGUCAUGGAACGCUUAGGGAUUGGUUGGAGGCCACCAGAAGAACGGUGUUCGAGGUGA